AUGAGUCCAGUGAGAGCCGAUACGAUUAGCAAACGGAGCAAGCUUCAAAUAGACAUUUGGAUACUCAAUGACGAGGUCCUGGAAAGGGGGAUCGCAAAAUUAAAGAUAAAUGGUGACUACGACCGACUGGGCGAAGGAGAUUACGAAGUGUCAAGCGACAAUGCCGACGAUCGUUCGCUUGACGGGGGAGUCUCUGCCCUCGCCAUCGAAUGCAACGACACGGACACACUUGUCACAGCCUCUACGCACGGACACUACAUGGAUAAGGGUGUCGAUACGAACGGCGACAAGGGUUCGGGUCUUCUCGACGAACCCGAAACCUCUCGCAUUUCACACUCUAUGAACCCUACCCACGGCCAUUCCUCUCCCAUUCAUCCUAAUCCAUCUCCUCAUCCCUCCGCGGCAUGCAACAAUCUCGAGUGGAGACAUACGACGGUUUCAGAGCGUAUCACAAACGAGAGGAGAGGAUGGUGCAGGAUGGGCAGGCGUUUGAACUUUGAAGCCACCGGCCCUGCUCGACGCCCGCUCUUGCGCCUGCCCAGUGCCCACGCUCUUGCAUUCGCCCGAUUCGCCCGCUUUAAUAGCACCAUCAUCACGUCCCAUUGCGCUGUCAAUUUGCUCGGUAUGCUCUUCCCGGCUGCUCAUUCCAGUUCGGUGAAGAUGCAGAUGGCGGACUGGUAA
Stereum hirsutum FP-91666 SS1 is the source of this 681-nucleotide messenger RNA. RefSeq lists its product as uncharacterized. NCBI's taxonomy places the organism in Eukaryota, Fungi, Basidiomycota, Agaricomycetes, Russulales, Stereaceae. Bases 1 to 681 code for a protein of 226 amino acids. The transcript is spliced from 3 exons. The record is from RefSeq and is a predicted model, not a curated record.